CCCCUAUCGCACUUUGUUUUGGUGGCUCUGUGUUUUUUAUGGCAGCGGAGUAACCGUGGAGAGGCCGGGGUAUCACAAGCUUAUGGAUUUUGAUAAGAGAGGUGGAGGAGGGGGGAAAGGGGAGGUGGAGGAAGGGAAGAGAAUGUCCAAGACUGGAAGUAGGACAGGUCAUGGGGGCCGCAGCUCCACCACCAAUUCGGGAGUUCUCAUGGUCGGCCCCAACUUCCGAGUGGGGAAGAAGAUCGGCUGUGGGAAUUUCGGCGAGCUUCGGCUCGGCAAGAACCUUUAUACCAACGAAUACGUGGCCAUAAAACUGGAGCCGAUCAAAUCCAGAGCACCGCAGCUCCAUCUCGAGUACAGGUUCUACAAGCAGUUGGGGAAUUCAGAGGGCGUUCCUCAGGUGUACUACUUUGGCCCGUGUGGUAAAUAUAACGCCAUGGUGCUGGAACUGUUAGGGCCCAGUUUGGAGGACCUGUUUGACCUGUGUGACAGAACCUUCUCCCUCAAGACCGUCCUCAUGAUCGCCAUCCAGCUGAUUACACGGAUGGAAUACGUACACACCAGAAGUUUAAUCUACAGGGACGUCAAGCCUGAGAACUUCCUGGUGGGCCGGCCGGGCAGCAAGAGGCAGCACACCAUCCACAUCAUCGACUUUGGGCUGGCCAAAGAGUACAUCGACCCCGAGACCAAAAAACACAUCCCGUACCGGGAACACAAGAGCCUGACUGGAACAGCACGCUACAUGAGCAUCAACACUCACCUGGGGAAAGAGCAGAGCAGGCGGGAUGAUUUGGAGGCUCUGGGUCACAUGUUCAUGUAUUUCCUACGAGGCAGCCUGCCCUGGCAAGGCCUGAAGGCUGACACACUGAAAGAGCGCUAUCAAAAAAUAGGAGACACCAAAAGAGCGACUCCCAUUGAAGUGCUCUGUGAAAGCUUCCCAGAAGAGAUGGCCACCUACUUGCGCUACGUGAGGAGACUGGACUUCUUUGAGAAACCGGAUUAUGACUACUUACGCAAACUCUUCACAGACCUUUUUGACAGGAAUGGCUACGUGUUCGACUAUGAAUAUGACUGGGUCGGCAAACCUCUGCCAACUCCAAUAGGACCGAUCCCCAGCGAUACACCGCUUCAGCCCAGCAGCAGAGAUAAAGCACAGCAGCAGACCAAAAACCAGUCGCCAGAACCCAAAGGAAGUGAAUCCCAGCCGACUCCUGUCACCAACAGAGAGCUCCUGGGGUCGCACCUCACAGCUGAUAGGCUGGGGGGCUCUGUCCAGGUAAUGAGUUCGACCAACGGCGAGGUGAACACAGAUGACCCCACAGCGGGACACUCAAACGCCCCCAUUACUGCCCCUGCUGAGGUGGAGGUCGCCGACGAUACGAAGUGCUGUUGCUUCUUCAAGAGGAGGAAGAGGAAAGCGCUCCAGCGACACAAGUGAAGACGGCCAGAGAGACAGUGAAGCGUUCACAGACACUGACGUGAUCCGAAACGGAAACGAAACAAACGAAAGAAAGUAAAAGUCAAAGAAAAGAGGACUGGAGCGAGUGCAGCACUUUCUUUGUGUGUGUGUGUGCUCUCUGAAGAAUCUGAACAGCAGAACACACUCAUACACACACACACGCACACUGCCUCCGCUGCAGCAUCAGAGAGGAGACCACCGAUCCCCCACCCCACCCCACCCACCUCUGAACUCCCAUCGACAAGGAACGGUUUAGAGGAAGUGUUUGUGUAUAACGUGUGGGUCACAAGAGAACAGAAAGUGCUAACGUGUUUUGUGACCUGAAUGGAGACGAACACUUGUAUUUUAGAUCACCAUGAAAGGAAAAAAUAACAUUUAUUGAACUAAAAAGAUAAAAAAGAAGUUUAAACACAGAUACACACAGAAAUUGUGGCUGAGUGAGAGAUGUACUCCACGGUGUUUGAUUUUUACGGGAUCAAAGUGAGAAAAAAUAAGGAAAAGGCUGCUGACUGUGAUGCGCCGAGUCAGGAAUCGAUAAAAACAGGAAAAAAAAUGUCGUGAACACCAGAAUCAAUCUGCUUAUGUAAAUUGUCUGUCCUUUUUUUUUUUUUCCUUUUUUGUAAUUUAAGAUUUUUUUUUUUUAAAGCUCAGCCUACCCUGAGUCAGUUUUAUUCAUGUUGUAGUGUGAAUUCUUUUCUUUUUUUAUUGCUCUUUUGUGUUUUUUCCUCCUUUUUUUUCCUCCCCCUCUGUCUGUGGAUGUUGUAGCACAGUGGCUGGUCUCAGGUACUGUGGAAGACGGAGAGAAAGACAUGGCAUCUCUCUUCUUUUGAAUUGCACUUUUUAAGGGGGGGAAGAAACGCGUUCAUAUUUCUGCUGUUAAAGGGGAACUCCACCAGUUUUUCAAAAUUUCUGCAUAAUUCAGUAGCUGUAAACAGAGUGGUUUGGUGUGAAAUGGUCCAGAUGUCUUUACAGUGGUGGUGAUGGGGACCAGGGGUCACCAUGACUACAACACGAACAUAGACAAUUUAAUUUACUAUCCAAAACCACCAGUGAACCUACACAGUGUCUAUAUGAAAUGCUGAUGAUGAUAAAAUAGUGGUUAAGUUUUAUUUAGGUACUAUUUUACAUUAGAAUGUACCUGGAUUGGGAUUAAAAAUACAUAUUUAAUACCAAAAUCAUCUCAAAACCAUUGUAAAACAGGUUCUCGGUCAUCAGGCAGUGAAUUCAUAACUAUUUCAUGUACUAACUUUCUGUGAGGGAGCUUUUAGAGGUGGACGUCUGGUUCCUGUCACCACCACUGUGAACAAUUCUGACUCUGUAAGUUUCUCUAGAACAGAGCGUUUCAUACCAAACCACUCUGAAUGAUGAUUAAAUUGUGUACAGAUUUUGAAAAAUCAGAAAUUCCCCUUUAAUUAACAGAAAAUAAAAAAAUAAGUAAGUAAAUGCAGAUGUGGGAUAAUUUCUCCAAAGGAACAAAGUGAUGCUCUCUGGGUUUGGAGGAGUUAAGGGGUGGACAGUGUGGCUUUGUGCCCUUUUUUUCUUUUUUUUUUCCCACAAUAUAUUUUUCACAAUAGUUUAAGUUACCUGGGAAACAUAGUUUGUGCCUUUCCAAGUAAAACCAUUUAACACUAACGUCCCUCUUCUAUGAGAUUUUUACCCAGUUCAGGUGUUCUUGGCCCUCUCUCUCUCUCUCUCUCUCUCUCUCUCUCUCUCUCUCUCUCUCUCUCUCUCUUUCUCUUUCUCU
Colossoma macropomum (tambaqui) is the source of this 3203-nucleotide messenger RNA. RefSeq names its product casein kinase 1, gamma 2a (gene csnk1g2a). Gene Ontology annotation, cellular component: nucleus; plasma membrane; cytoplasm. The transcript is spliced from 11 exons. The record is from RefSeq and is a predicted model, not a curated record. Gene Ontology annotation, molecular function: protein serine/threonine kinase activity; ATP binding. Lineage: Eukaryota; Metazoa; Chordata; Actinopteri; Characiformes; Serrasalmidae. Bases 83 to 1438 code for a protein of 451 amino acids. Gene Ontology annotation, biological process: signal transduction; positive regulation of canonical Wnt signaling pathway; endocytosis.